Messenger RNA from Salpingoeca rosetta, 10551 nucleotides. RefSeq lists its product as uncharacterized. The transcript has 19 exons. Lineage: Eukaryota; Choanoflagellata; Craspedida; Salpingoecidae. The record is from RefSeq and is a predicted model, not a curated record. Gene Ontology annotation, molecular function: protein binding. Bases 1 to 10551 code for a protein of 3516 amino acids.
AUGGUGAAGGCUGGCGAUGAACGUCAAAGUGAAGCUGUUGCUGGCAACAACAACAACAACAACGGCAAAGAGGAGGAGGAGGAAGAUGUGAUCAUCCCCUUUGAGCAGGCGUUGGAAUGGCUGUUGGAAGAGGCCCAGCAGCAGCAUCAGCAUCAGCACCGUGACGCAGCGCCAAUGAUGCAAGCUUGCCCUUCCCUCCCCACCCGCAGCACACCGUCCAAUGUCGCCACAUCCAGCUUCAACCGUCUGCGCAAGGCGUUCACCAUCACAGCCGGCUCAGGGGCGGGGCGCCUGUCACCGUUGAUAGAAGUACAAUCAGACAAGAGUGCGUCGCGGGAAGUGCCUUUCGACAGCGUGGAUGAAGACGAAGCCGGUGAAGACAAGAAAGGGCGGAAAGACGAGAACGAGCAAGACAAGGAGGAGGACGAGGAGGAGCAACACGAGCAGAGGCAGGAGGAGGGAGGCGACAAACAAGAGAGGCAGGGCGAGGAGAACGACCGCAACGCCGAGGAGCAGGAGAAGCGAGGACCAUCUGCUGCGCACGACAGUCGCGACGGCACAGCACAUCGCUCUCACGCUGACUUUCCCCAGCAGCGACAAGCGCAACGCAUGCCCGUGUACCAGCCCGGCAAGGCGUUCUCUCCAUACUUGGACCUUGCCGUCCGAUACGGCCACCUUGCCGAGUACACCGGCGCAAUACCACGCGGGCCGGCUGCUCAAGCCAUACAACGGUCUGCGCUGCUGCCACUGGGCGACCACGCGCGCUUGCCCGCUGCGCACCGGCGCAUCACGGCAGAGAUCAACCGCCUUGUCCACCACCUGCUCUGGCGCAUCCGGCAUCGUCGCCACUACACCAACGUCAGCCCGGGCCUCAUCUCCGGCCGGGUCGACGGCAGAGCAAAUCAGUACGCGCACCACAGCAUGCACCAUGCCCACUCUGCAUCCUUGCUCUCCGGUCGCGGCGUUGGCGUAAGCCCAUCUGCGCGCAGGGCAAGCGCACCGCUCUCAUCCUCCCUGUCAUCACUGCACCGGAGCACGAGCGCACAGGCGAGCCUCGCCAUGCUCAACGCCACCACCACCAGCAACCUGGCCAGCAUCAGCAACAUCCUUGGUGGUGGCGGUGGAGGUGGUGGCGGUGGUGGUGGGCACGUGGUUGUGGGGAGGCAGGGUGUGUCGGGGAAAGCGGGCAUGCGGGCGUGUUUCCGGCUGACACGCAAGGCGCUGUGGGAGAAGGCAGCUGCUUUGCUGCGCAACGAAACCAACGGCAUCAUCAAGGCGCUGCCUCAUGUGCGGCCGUUCAGGCGCAUGCGGUGGCGCGUGCAGCGCGUGUUCCGCCUGUAUCGAACACUGCAGCGCCGUGGCCUUCGCGUCGACAUUCGAGGGUUCACGAGCAAUGAGGCGGAGGUUCACGCCCAGGCGGCAGGGAGGACUACCAGGGAGCUGGUGCGUUUAGCGCUGCAACAGCAGGCGGCGCUUGUGCAGUACUCUGAGCACGCGUGUUUCGACCUGCACUCGUUUUCGUCGGAGGCGGCGUUUGAGGCGUGGCGGGAGCGCGAGCGACGGCGCCUGGCCGUGCUUGCAAGCAGAGUGGGGCACGACAAUGACAACAGUCGUGUCGUUCAACCUGAAGGUACGGGUGUGGGCGUUGAUGGCGCCAUUCGCACUGCUGGCACCAAGUGCGAACGAGCAGCGCCACUUACAGCCACAACAACUACGGCAGCACACGAUGCACAGCAGCAGCAGCAGCAGGAGCAGCAGCAGGAAGGAGGGCAGGGGAAGCUAGGGAACGACGUGCCAGCACACCGCAAACAACCACAGCAGCAACAGGAGCAGCAGCAGCAUGUGCGGGCGAGCGACUACGCGGCGCUGAAGCUGUCGCCUGAGCAGUUUCAAUUUGUGGUGUCGGCGGCACUGGCAGCGGAACUUACCGCCGGCGACAACGAUGAGGAUGAGGACGAAGACGACGAAGAUGAGGGUGAGCCUGAGGUUGUGGAAGAGACGAGGGAAGGACGGCAGCGCCGAGAGCACGUGUUGAGGAGUGGGCGGUUGAGUGCGCGUGCCGCUGGCAUGUUGGAGGAGUUGCGCCUCGUGCACGGCUUUGAUCGCCUGCAGCUGCUGCUGGCCAUGCUGAAUGCCCUGGUGGACCUGUACUGCGACGAGCCGGGCUACCACAGGCUCAUGCUUGCAAGCAUGCUGCACGUGCUGCGGCUGGUUGGCAGCAGGGAGGACUGCGAGCGGCGCGAGUCCUCCAUGCAGGACAUGCUGUCCACCAUCCUGCCAACGCGACGGCCGUCCCACGCACGCUUCAAGAAGCAAGCAGCACCGUACCACGUGCACGACCACAGCGCGGCCGCUGUUGGCCUUGGCAACGGCACCAAACCACCUACAUCUGCAACGAGCCGUAUGCACCAUACCACAUCCACGUCAACUUCCUUCGCAGCAACAACGGCAGCGCCAACACCCGACCGAGCUACCGCAAUGUCAUCCACUCAGGUCUCACCGUAUCAGCGCCACCACAGCCAUGGCAACCUCGUCACCGCGUCCACACCUGUGCAGUCGCCACGCGUGCUGGGCAUGAAAGGCCACGGCCGCGUUCGCCGUCAGCAUGGCGGCGGUGGUGGUGGUGGUGGUGGUGGUGGUGAUGUGGAUGCGUUUGCCCGUGAGCACGGUGGCGAUGAUGAUAUGCCAUCACCCAUUGCCUCUCCAAGCACAACACGCGACCGUGUCCACCAUGCGGGCCGCAGAUUGGCUGGCAGUAGGAGCAGCACCACCACCAGCAGCAGCAGUAGCAGCCCGCUCGUGUCUUUCAGCAGUACAGCGGCAGCAACAACAACACCACCCUCCACGACGGGCGCAACACGAGUUUGCAUGGGGUCAGCGGCGCCGCGGGCACACCGCAGUCCCCUCAGCUCGUCUGCACCAACCAAAGCAACCACAGCAACAGCCGCAGAAGCAUCCACAUCCACCACAGCAACCAUGCCAGCCACAGCAACCACAGGAGCCACCCCAGGAGCCACCACAGAAGCCACCACAUCGACAGCAUCAGUCCAGUCGCAUCCUUCGGCGUACGGGGAGCUGCUGUCGCUGCUGCCGUGCGCAUGUGUUGACGAGUCGUUCAGCCGUCGCGCGCUGAGCCGGGGCGAGCAGGACGCGCUGUCCGGAACGCUGGACCGUCUCGCCAGCCACGUCGUCUCCACCGUCAGCCAGCUGCACCUGCUGUUCACGCCCACGCGUCGCGACGACUGGAGCGUGUUCUGGGCCAUGGUGGUGGUCCUCCACGCUGUCCUUCGCCUGUCCACGACUGCGCCACGCCCCUUCAGGCGUGGGUUGGAGGAGGCCGUGCUGCACCUGCAGCAGCGCGCGUUUGAGCGCCGCUUCAAGUCUCUUCAAGAGGAAGUGGGCGUGGUGGAGGGCGGGAGGACACCGCCUCGCACGGCGCAGGUCCUGCUGUACAAGUGCGUGCAGGAUGUUGCGUCCAUUGGCGCGUGGUACAGGGGCGUGGGGCGUGCGUGCUCCGUAUCACCGCAGAGCGCCGCUGCUCGCGUGUACUAUGGCCGUCUGUGCCAGUUGUUCGUGCGCACGUGCGAGACGGCGCUGCAGGAGCACGCCACCACCCCUGAUGACGUCAUUGUUGACCCAGACAUGCUGUCCUUCGUCACCGCAUUUCGCCAGCUACACGCCAAGUGGCAGUCCAACGACGUGCUUGGCACCAACAGCGCGCGUGACAACAGUGCACGUGGCAGCGUGCGUGGUAGUGUGCGUGGCAGUGUGCACUCCUCGUCAUCUGUGCUGUUGCCGUUUCCUACUGCCGCGUUGACACCACUCGUGCACGCCUGGCUACAACUCUUCUCCAACGAGAUUGCCACGCUUGCCGCGCGAAGCCUGCAGAGAGACUCGUGCGUUCCGCUCAACGCAUCCUUCUCCGCGAAGAAAGCGACCUCACAAGAAACAGCACAAGCAGCAGCCGGCAAUGACCCCGCUGGCCAGGAGGAAAAGGACGUACAGAAGGAGGGCGUGCAGGGCGAGGAAUACGCCAGUGAUGGGAGGCGGUCGAGUGGCGGUGUGCACUCCUCGCAAUCACCCUCGCCAGUGCUGUCCCGGGUCUCGUCCGCACGCGUGGCAACAAGGGAUGCCUGCAGGCAACCCGCCUUUGCCACGAUCCGCAAGCAGCAAGGGCGGCUGGACGUCAUACCGUCACUCUCUGUCCUGCUGAGUGCUGUGAGUGCACACGUGCGCAUGGGCCUGUUCCUGUGCCAGCUGCUGCCGCCAACACCGGUCGAUCCGCUCCAGGCCGAAUCAGCGCAGCGGCGACGCAAGCAAGUGAGGGGUGGUUGUGGCGGUGACGACGAUGAUGAUGAUGAUGAAAGCAACAUGAAUGGUCCUCAUCGUGGUGGAGGUGACGCAAGUGUGUCGCCCACGUCACGGCAACAUCACCGUGGCCACCAGCAGCAGCACCGGCAGCACCAGCAGCACCAGCAGCACGAUCCCGUAUUCCCGCGGCCCGGGCGGGACGGCGCAGUGCAGGAUGCGGUGGGCGCCAUCGCCACCACCUCCUUUGCCCUCGUGCGCGACUACGUGCUGGCGUUGCUGCUACGAGACUUGCGCUGCGUGCCCACGGUUGUGCGGCGGCACCUGGACGCAGAGUUUUCCGACACAUUCAACGACGCUGCCACCCUCGACACGCUCCUGCUCGCGCACGAUGCACAUCGUAAUCGUAAUUGCGAUCCUGGUGGUGAUGAUGGUGAUGAUGGUGUUGGUGGAUUGUAUGGGCGUCACACCACGCGUCGCGGCCGCAAACACCGCCGUGAGCGCCAUCACCACCACCAUCAUCGCCACCAUCAUUUCAAUGGCGAGGAGGUGAAUGGUCGUGAGGAUGAUGUUGGCCGUGGCGAGGAUGUGGUGACAGCAGCAACGAUGACUGCCAAGGCGGACGUGAACCGCGGUGACCGGAUUGGAGACGUGCACUCGCAAGACUCACCCGCCCAACACCCCCAGCAUGAACACCACGAUGAACAACAGCAGCCGCAGCAGCCACAGCAGCGGCACCGUGGUCGUGUGCACUCGCAUGCGACGACGGCGUCCACAGCCUCCGCUGCCUCGAGCACAUCCCAUCGUGCGCUGGCGGGAGCCACGCCGUCACCAGGGCUGUCGCCACUCACACCCACGCUGCCGAGAACACCAAACCCAGCACCGCAAUCCAUGUCACGCGUCGCCCGCAACCCUCCGCCAGCAGCACCCCCCACGCCGACUGCCACUGGUGGUGGUGGCGGUGGCGGUGAUCGUGAUGUAGGGCGAGGUCGUAACAACACUGGUGGCCCCGCCAACACACAUGGCGAUGGCACCAUGCACGACAACAAUGACAACGCGGGCGCUGCCUCGGUGCGUGCGCGUCUCAACGCACUGCCUUCCGCGUUUGUGUUUGAUGGCCGUGAGGGCGAUGGUGGUGAUGAUCACGAGCGUGGCGGUACUGACGGCGGUGCUGUGCUGUCGCCGACGAGCAGCGGCGUGGCCGGGAGCGCACACGUCGUUGCGCACUCCACACCAACAGGGGCCAGCGAAGGCAGCAGCAGCACCACCACCAGAAGCGGAGCGAGAAGGACGAGGAGAAGGGAGAGGGGCAGGGAGCUGCGUGGUGGGCAUGGUCAUAGCACUGGCAUCCCUGUACCGGCAACAACGCCAGCGUCCACUGCAGCAAGCAGCCAUCGCCAUCAGCAUCGCCAUCAUCAUCGCCAUCAUCAUCGCAAGCACAACAGGCGCAAGCACAGUGGCGUUGCCAGUACGCAUGGACGAAAGGUGUCACUGGUGUCCGUGCCAGCCACGAUGUCGCCCUCACCAUCCAAAGCCCAUCGCCGGCUGUCGUCAUCAACAUCAUCAGUGUCAGCGCAAACGGCCGGGAGGAAGCGACACGGGCGCUCGAAGCACCAGCCGUUUUUCCUCGUGUGGGACACGCUGCAGGCGCCGCUGGGGCCAGAGGUGCUGCCACACAUGGAGGAGGGAACCCACGCCAACGCUGUCGACAGCCCACGCGGUUGUGGUGGUGGUGGUGGUGGUCAUGAUGGUCAUAGUGAUGGACGCGCUUUCCGUUUCAGCACUGGCAGCGCUGGCCAUCAUGAUACAGAUCGUGGUCGUGCUGCUGAUGGCGGGGUGUCGCCGUCCGCUGCAUCGUCCCUGCGCGACCAAUCACACACGCACGAGGUGUUUGCAACGACAGAGCAGACUGUGGCGUCACCACCAUUGUCUGCUGAUGAGUCGUUGGCCACAUCGACAGGAGCAUCAUCGUCCGUGUCAUCAUCAUCAUCAUCGUCAUCAUCGUCAUCGUCAUCGUCGUCGUAUUUUUCGACGUCGCCGUCAUCAUCGCCAUCCUCGUGUUCGUGGUCUGAAUCGCGCUCGUGCUCGCCAUCACACCAUCAUGACCACCACCGCUCUGAUGGCAGCGACCCCGCUGCUACUGCUGCUGCUGCUGGUGGUGGUGGUGGUGGUGGUGGUGGUGGUGGUGGUGGUGGUGGUCGCCGUGGCCUUCGUCACGACAGCCUCGACGACAAUGACGACAGGGAUGGCAUGAGUGUCGGUACUGGGCGUGGUUCCGGUGUGCACGAGUACUCGCGUGUUCUGGAUGAGCUGAUGUCGCCGCCACCGCGCAUGCAGCGCCGGCCACCAACGCACCACCGCCUCUCCCUCUCCAUGGACCCGUACGUGCGCACGACACACACAACAACAGCAACCGCAGCUACAGCAACAACAGGCGGUGCACGGAAUGCGUCGGGUGUGGUGGUCGUGGUGACGCCGUCGAUGGCAGGAACGCGGCAGGCCAGCCCGUCCGCGCACCACCUCCUCCAUCAUGGCCACCAGGGCCUGCAGCAGUACGAAACCGAUGCUUGCAGGCAACCAGGUGGGGCGAAGAGCGCGUCGUACGCGCCCUCGCGCGUUGGUUCUCUGUCGCCAUCGACAUCGGCAGCACUGCAGCACCGGCGGGCGGCGUCGCACGACGAGCAGCGAAGCGGCAAACAACGCACACACACGCACAGAGGUGAUGAGGACAACCGCGACAACGACAACAGCAGCGCGGUGGAGACGGGUGGUGGUGGCAGGGACGUUGGUAAAGCCACGGGUGGUGGGCGCGGUGUGCACGGGUACAGCUUGGAUGACAUGGGUCACGAGUACCAUUUGGGGCUGGAUCCAGCCGACACGCGCCUGCACUACAACCACAACCACCACGACGGCCAUCGUCACCACCAUCAUCACCACCAUCACCAUCACCACCACCGGCGUCGUCGUCGUCGUCGUCUGCGCAAACGCGUGCAAUCUGGCGGGGACGGUGGCAAGUAUCACCACGCGACUGCACCCGCCUCACGCGUGGGCGCCAUGAGCGAUGGUGGCUUUGGCGGUGGUAUUGGCGGUACCCACGGCGCAAUUAUUUUCACGCAUGGCGGUGAUGACGAUGGUGAUGGUGCCGGGGAGGAUGUCGGGCUGCUGCUGCUGGAUGGCAAGGAAGGUGAUGAAGGUGCCGGUAGAAGUGGCAUCAAGACCAAGGACGCCAGCGCACGCGUGAACAAGGGGCGCGCUGGUGAUGGUGCUGCUUCCACUGUUGAUGACGACGAUGAUGACAAUGACGAGGUGGAGGAAGACGAAGACGAAGACGGGUAUGUGAUUGUGAACACGAGACGAGCGUCACGGCGGCCGAGGCUGUCGACCCAAAUCCUCACGUCCCGCAGCCCGCUCAUCCAGAACCAGCACGAUGUCAGGCUGCCUUACUCCUCGUCCAAGGCGCCAGCAACCGGUGACGCUGGUGGUGGCAACAUGGGUGGCAGCCUGGGUGCUUCUCGUGUGGGUGGUGCUCGUGGUGGUGGCAGUGCGGCGACAACAGACACGGGUUAUGGCACGCAGAGCACAGGUGUUGGUCCCAUGUCACGGCAGACAUCUUACGCCACGCUGGCUGCAGACGCGCAAGAUCUUGGUCGGCUGGUGGAGAUGUCGGUGCCGGCGUCGCGUGCGGCCUCCCUCUCCCGCCGCGCAUCUCCAGACAGAUCAGCCAACAACACGCUGUCGUCGUCCCUCCAACACCACCACGACCACCGCCACCAUCGCCAUCAGCACUAUCACCACCAUUACAGCAACACCGCGUCAACCAGCCUCUCGUCGUCCCUGCACCACAACAACACGACGUUGUCGUCUUCCCUGCACAACUUCUCUGCAUCGUCGCUGCGGGCGCGCUCCAGCGUGCCGGCAGUGCCACCACCAUCACUGCAAGCAUCAACAUCGUCAUUGUCGGCGUCAGCAUCAGCAUCGGCAUCGAAGAGUACAGCAAAGACGAAGACGAAGACAAAGGCGACAGCACCUCGCCCCUCCCUGGUCAGCGCCGUCGCGCGCAAGCGCACCACGUUCAUUCUCCACGCGGGAUUUGCAUUCGACAUUACCAAGCACGACCCCGCUGCUACUGCUGCUGCUGCUGGUGGUGGUGGUGGUGGUGGUGGUGGUGGUGGUGGUGGUGGUGGUCGCCGUGGCCUUCGUCACGACAGCCUCGACGACAAUGACGACAGGGAUGGCAUGAGUGUCGGUACUGGGCGUGGUUCCGGUGUGCACGAGUACUCGCGUGUUCUGGAUGAGCUGAUGUCGCCGCCACCGCGCAUGCAGCGCCGGCCACCAACGCACCACCGCCUCUCCCUCUCCAUGGACCCGCGGUGCACGGAAUGCGUCGGGUGUGGUGGUCGUGGUGACGCCGUCGAUGGCAGGAACGCGGCAGGCCAGCCCGGCCUGCAGCAGUACGAAACCGAUGCUUGCAGGCAACCAGGUGGGGCGAAGAGCGCGUCGUACGCGCCCUCGCGCGUUGGUUCUCUGUCGCCAUCGACAUCGGCAGCACUGCAGCACCGGCGGGCGGCGUCGCACGACGAGCAGCGAAGCGGCAAACAACGCACACACACGCACAGAGGUGAUGAGGACGACCGCGACAACGACACAGCAGCGCGUGGAGACGGUGGUGGUGGCAGGGACGUUGGUAAAGCCACGGAUGGUGGGCGCGGCUAUCGCGUGUACAGCAGAGACGCGCGCCACCAGCUGAAGCUCGCCGAGGCGAAGAGUCGCCAUGAGAUUGAGACGGCGUUUCAUUACCAUCUUGGCAUCGCCCUCGCUCGUGUUUCGCAGUUUGUCGCACAGACGCUGAAGAUUGUUCAGAGCACUUCGCCCGUGCACAUUGAGCCCGUCACCAUAUAUCUACGGGAAAUUGUUCGCCAGACGAAGCAGCAUCUCACGCCCGCCGUCUUUGCAAUCUUCUACGAGCGGCUGUGGCGGCGUGUGUUUGACAUGGCCGUCAACUCGGUCGUCCGCUCCACAGAUGCGCUGUUCCGCUUAAAUCGUGAUGUCGCAAACCGCCUGUCCAGCGUCUUUGAUUCCCUCACAUCCUUCUUCCACGCGCGCGAGCCGGAACUCGCCCCAAGACACGUUCUGGACUAUGAGCACACUGGCGUGUCGCUGCUGUCGCACCUGUUGCACAUCGCCCUCAUUGACCGCCGCCUCGUCCGCGACAUCGGCAUCUUCUCCGUCGACGACGCCGUCGUGCCCGGCGCGGAUUUGAUCACGGCCAUCUCGGAUCAUGGCGACUUUGACACUCUCUCGCGUACGCCGACGACGGGUCCUGAGCACAUGCACACCUCCAUCGUCAUCCCCGCACGCGCAGUGCCACAGUCGCUGCCGUCGGUGUGCGAGCGGCUCGGGAUAGAGUUUGGGCGGGACCGGACCGGAUCGCCGGAAGUCGUCCAUCUGCGCCGCGCGUCGCCGGCACACGUGUCCGGAAUGCGCAAACACGACGUCGUCGUCGCCAUCAACGGCCGGGAUGUGGAGUCGUGUCGCCUGGAGGACGUGAAACAGCUGCUGCUGACGCCGCUCCCGCACACAGAGGCGCUCGCAACGUCUGCAGAAUUUGCACACAUCAGCCCGAGUGACAUUGUGCUGCGUGUCCGCCGCCAAAUCCGCCGUCGCGUUACCUUUCCGCCGUCCGUUACGCAGCGCCAGAACGCGCAGGCCGUGGCGUCGCAGCUGUUGAAUGCGGGAGUGCUGGUGCCUGCAGGCAAGGAUGCCACGUCUUUGAGCACAUCCACCCUGUCAUCACCCUCCUCCUCAUCUCUCUCCACCGCCACCAGCACCACGCCCGCGUUGCGUGUUGAGGAUCGCGCCAAGGCAUUUUACCGCUUCAGGACGGACGCCGUGCUGCUGGGCAAGGAGACCCUGACGCACACAGCCGUCUCGCCCAGCAACGCGACCGACGCCAACACAGCGACGACAACGAAGACGACGAUAGCCAAGUCGCCACUGCCUCGCGUCUCGUCGGGGCAGCAGGCGCGCAAGCUGCUGGUUGGCGGGCACCCGUCGCCGCACCACUGCCUGCAGAAGACCAUCAAGCAGGUGCUGAUGAUGCUGCUGACGGCGUCCCUGCCGGAGUACGCCAACGAGGAGAGCGUCAAGGCGCAGCUGCGGCACGUGCUCAUACGCAAGGACGGCGACCCGCUCGCACACAUGUUCGUGGACGGACUCGUUACUGACGAAGACGAGGACGUGUGA